Messenger RNA from Seminavis robusta, 1685 nucleotides. The record is from the annotation of a GenBank genome assembly. NCBI's taxonomy places the organism in Eukaryota, Bacillariophyta, Bacillariophyceae, Naviculales, Naviculaceae.
UUCAAUGUCGUUGGUUUGUACAAUUCUAAGCAAUAGUAAUCGGCCGUUGGGAAUGUGGGAGUCUUCCAGGAGACAUGGGAAAACAUAAAAUUCGAAAGUUUGCUUAGAAACUAAAAGGAAACAAAGAAGACAACCAUGACGAACUCCCUCCGAUUACCGGUAUCCUUUCUAGUUGCCGCAUUGGUGCUGCUUGUAGGCCCAGUGUCUGGCCAGAUCCGAGGAGCCACAACAGGCGACAAGAUGGCAUCAGCUCUUCGUAGCAGAAGGCUCAUGAACAACAACAACAUGGGCGGCAUGGACGACGAAGGAGAGUCCAUCAGCCUGGCUGAUGGAGGGGACACACUACCGGAGGUGUACGAUGGCGUCUUACUAGAAGAAGAAGCUACCGCCGGCCCUUCUGCAGGGGUGGCAGAAGUAGACGUGGAGACGGAAACGCCCACCAUGGAAGAUACCGAAACGGAACCGCCAGCAACGGAUCCACCAGUGGAAGUUAUCGAAACGGAGCCGCCAGCAACAGAUGCACCAGUGGAAGUUGACGAAACGGAUCCACCAGCAACGGAUCCACCAGAAACAGACGCACCAGAAAUAGAAACAUCUGCACCUGGUGCUAAUGUGUCGGUGUCGAUCGAAACUCCUCCUGCAUCUGUGGUUGCAAAGUUCCCGGAAAACGAAGAACGAGGAGAUUUGUCGGACAUUAUUGACACGGCUCUGGCCUACAAUCGAUACAAGACACUCUUAUCUCUGCUCAAGUGGACGGGCUUGACAGUGUCCCUCCAAAGAGCCGACGAAUAUACACUGUUCGCCCCCAAUGACGAUGCAUUUCCCGCCCAGGGUGAUGACCUGGACUUUUUUCUGGAGCAAUUGGGCACUGAUCAGAUGCUGACUCUUCUAUCCUAUCAUGUGGUCCCAGGCACAGUUACAGCACUUGUCGACGGUGACACCCUGAUCACACUGGAAGGAACACCUUUGCAAAUAACUGUGGAUGACACCGGAGCGUAUGUCAAUGGAAUAGCUAUUUCUCCCGGUGUGUUUGCUGGAAACGGCAUUAUCUAUGAGCUGGAGGAAGGAUUCCUCAUACCCUGAUUGCCCUAAGGAAGAAUGAAAGCAAGCAAGAAAGCAAGGAAACUUUGCGUAGAGAUAGUUGCGAGGCUGUUGGAUAUUGUUUGUUCCAGUUAGAUGAGACAGCAGCGAGCUAAGUGUUAUGUGUAGCUAUAAGGUGAUAGGAUAGAGAAUUAGUGACCAACUGCACCAACAGCACCCCCGGCUAGCUAGCUAUUGCCCGACUAACCAGUUGCUUCGCUGAGAUGGAGAACUACCGGUAUGCCAUGAACAGAAACAAAGAGCUGCUGUCUGCGGGUGGUUGGCUUUUUGAUGAGGAAACCUCCCUACCACUGGAGUUGUGGCUGCAGUAGCUAGCUACUACCUAGCUACUACCUAGCUAGUAGAGAGGUAAGGUAGCUAGCUAGUAGUAGGGCUCCUACCGGUAUGGUUGGUAAAUACAUGUGGUGUGCUGCCAACCCUCCCAACUAACCAUAAAUCUGGCGCUACGAGGAGCGAUAUUUAGCGGGGAGCGAUUUGAUACUAAAAGUGUACAAUUUUCGAACCACGCACGUAUGAGCGGCGGGUCGACCCGACCGCCUGUACAAAAUCAAGGAUGUUGGACGCUUCUGUUGCGGCUGAGCAGC